Messenger RNA from Lethenteron reissneri (Far Eastern brook lamprey), 6775 nucleotides. It is a transcript of the gene GPR137B, whose product is annotated as G protein-coupled receptor 137B. Gene Ontology annotation, biological process: positive regulation of TORC1 signaling. The record is from RefSeq and is a predicted model, not a curated record. Lineage: Eukaryota; Metazoa; Chordata; Hyperoartia; Petromyzontiformes; Petromyzontidae. Gene Ontology annotation, cellular component: lysosomal membrane.
CCGGAAGUUAGUCGGGCUGCGCGCUCGCGGCGUUACGCGCGCUUUUGCGUUUAAUUUUUAAUUUUUCGUUUCUCUUCUCCCUUUCUCACAAAGUUUCUGUUUUCCAUUUCCUUCCCCAAGCCUUCGCACUCAUGGGCCUGUUAGGAAACCGUCGCGAUCGGAUACAUUCGCAGUAAUUGUAUUUUUCUUUUUUUCACGAACACAUUUUUUUUUUACCUCAGAUUUCAAAUGUUGUGACGGACGGGCGGAGGGGCAUUUAAAAGAUGUAGUCCGCGCAAGAAGUUCAACAACAACAGUCGUCGUAAACGUAACGCGUUCACGCAUUUACUUGACAUUACUAGGUCAUAAAGUACUGGGAUAUUAAUUUAAAUUGCUAAAAUAAACACAGUUCUGACGUAAAAUUUAAAUACGCUGCAUGGCAAGUGUUGAAACGUUGUUUCGUUUAAGUAAUUACGCGAACGCAUUUUGGCGUAGUUAAAUACGUUUUAUGCUCGAUGUCAUGUAAUCGUUAACAUACAACACGUAGCCGCCAACAGGAACUGCAGUUCCAGUGGUAUUGUACUAACAAACCAUAGCAACCAGCAGAAGAGGAAUAAUAUAUCACGAUUACCGUAAUACAGUAGGAAUAUAUCAACAAUCUCGCAUCACCAACAGCACAAUAGAACCUAGUGUUACUACAACGUAAUACCUCAACAUUGGCUCGUUUGCUAUAACCAACCAACCAACUCUUAUCAACUUUAGUACGGGUACAGAACUAGCAGUAAUCAACUCCAAGGACUUCACCCAAUUCCGUGUACGCGUGUUGCCCCGCGGCAAUUUGGUCUUAAACCAUGUCUCUGUGGCUGUCGAUGGCCAUGUUAGCAGCACCAUCACCACCACCAUCAUCAUCUCUCACAUCACCACCACCACAACCCCCUUCAACGUGGGCAGGCGGUGGCGACGUCCCGGGCCCUCCAGCUCCUGUAGGGCCCGCAGUGCCUCCGUCGGUAGCCACGGCUCUCACGGGCCUCUUCACGGGCCUCUACGGGCUACUUUUCCUCUGUGUCUACCUGCAGCUGUGGCUGGUGCUCAGGUACAGGUACAAACGCUUUAGUUUCCAGACCGUCUUCCUGGCCCUGUGCCUCCUCUGGGCCGGCCUCAGGACCACGCUCUUCGUGUUCUACUUCGAGAACUGCCAGGCGGCAAAUCGUCUCGGGGCAUUCGCCUUCUGGCUCCUCUACUGCUGCCCCGUGUGUCUGCAGUUCUUCACGCUAUGCCUCCUCAACUUGUACUUCUCACAGAUGGUAAUAAGAGCAAAAUCGAAGCACGCUGAAGAGCAACAUAAAAACAACCGGGUGCUCAGAGGGGUGCUGCUGCUAGCCUCGCUGCUCUUCCUGGCGGUGAACGUGUCGUGCGCCGUCCUCGUGGCGGGCGGCCCCUCCUACAUGGUGCUCAAGCGGCUGGUGCUGCUGCGCGUGCUGGUCAACGAUGUGCUGUUUGUGGCGUGCGCCGUGGGGCUCGCCAUUUGCAUCUGGCAGAUGGCCAAGCUGCCCGCCACGGGGAUCUACCUGGAGUCUAAGGGCACGUCCGUGUGCCAGGCGGUGACGGUGGGCACGCUGGUGAUCCUGCUGUACGCCACACGCGCCUGCUACAACCUGGUGGUGCUCGCCAAGUCCGCUCCAGGAUCCUUCAACUACGACUGGUACAACGUGUCCGACCAGGCCGACCUGCAGGAGCUGCACACCAACAGCAAGUUUGUGCUGUUCGGGGUCGUGCUCUUCGUCUGGGAGCUGCUGCCCACCGGCCUUGUCGUCAUUUUCUUCCGCGUCCGACAGCCUAACCAGAACCUGUCUGCUGCCGGAGUGAUCGGCGUGCGUGGCUUUGCCUCCCGUGUUCAUUUUUUCGACAACCCGCGAAGGUACGACAGCGAGGAUGACCUCACGCGACCCCUGGGAGCCCAUCCCAACGGCCUCAUUGGGAGCCUAUCGAGCAUGUGCGGUCUGUACGGCAGCCCCGGGCGCUAUGGCUCCAUCCGCAACAGCAAUACGAGGUCGGCGUCGCCGCUGCUGGUGCACGGACGUCCAGGAUUCUCGGUGUCUCCGUACACCACGCCGCAGUCCUAGAGAAAGAGGGAGAGCCACCACAAUAACCACAACUACCACCACACAGCUAUUACAACAACUGUGCCGAAGCUUGACGGUGGUGGGAGGUUCGCUGUGUUGCUGCUGCUGCUACUGCUUGACGUCGUGGUGUAUGGGCAGCGCACACUCCGACUACCGCACGGCAUUCCCAAUCGCACAACGCACAAUCGACACGUAACCAUUCACCACCCCCCCUCCAGUCCAGUGAUUCAUUCAUUCAACGUUGUCACCAGCCUGCUUCCCACCGAUUUAUUUCACUUGAUUAGUUGCAUUGUUGGAUCAACAAUUUUUUUUUCAGUAUAAUUUUGACCGUCUCGGUUGUAUUAUUUUUUUCAGUUCCGUGCUGUUUCGUUCACUACAUGUAUCAUCAGCGUUAUGUUGUGCAUAUGGUGUGCAGUAAAUAGUAAUAAUUCUGCAAGAGCAUGAUGCUAUGCGUGCAGCAUGGGCAUAAAUUCGAUAGGUCAGUGAAACCGCUACAUACCUCUCACGCAAGCACCCACACGCUCGCACGCAAAACUUGUAACCUACUGUCGGACAACUGUGGUUAUUUUGUAUUUUUCCUUUUUUAAUAUUUCAAUCUUUUUUUUGGUUACGUUUUCUUUGUUGUCAGAAUUUCACCUUCAGUGACUCCGAAUGGUUGUCAUUGUAGUCGAGCAAUUGACUUGCAAGAAAGAACCUUUGUGGUUUGGCCCAUUCUGCAGGGUAUCGCAUGAAAAAACGCCUUGGUUACGCGAGAAAACACGCGACCAUCGUCGCUGUUACGUUAAAGUGUCAAUUCAACGUCGUCGUCGUCGUCAUCGUUGCUGCCGAUGGCAAAACGGAGCAGCUCCCGGAUGGUGUUUUCGGAUUGUGCCGCGUAUUAUCAGGCAUGGUGUCCGGUGUUUCGCUCCUUGUCCUGGGAGCUAUGCUCGGGAACUAAUUUCCCCGAGAAGCUCCCAGUGUGUGGAGGAAUUUAUUUCCUAAAGAAGCUCCCAAGCACACAGAGAGAGCUAGAGUACAACUACAAAACGUUGCAUAGUAGCUGCAGUGCAAGAGUGGUCUUAAAUUUUUCUUACUGCUUUUCUUACACGUUGUCAACGGAUUUGAUGUCAGCUUUUGACGAUGGUUAGUUGCUUUCUACCACCGCGUCUGCCGGCAAAGCCAAAAUCGUCGUGAAAUAAUUUCUAUUUUUAUUCGCUCCCAACGGCGAAAAAACUAAAAAAUCCUAGCUUGUAACAUUAGCCCCCCCCCCUCUACCUUUGCACGCUUGACGUGGUCGCCGCCACCGUUCAGUCCGUCUGCCAGCGGAGUUGAACAUGGAGGUGGCAAGCACGCACGCCUUGCCAAAAUAAAACGCGUAUGCCGCACCUUAGAGAGGGCUGCCAGUUUGCCACGAUGCGUACGGUAGUGCACUUUGUGCCACGGUUGGUUAGGCCACCGCGGUGAAAUAGGCGUUUGUGCCUUUGCGAAAUUGCAGGGCUGGGCACGGUCACUUCUUUGGCAGUGUUGAGGAGGAUCUAUGCCGCCUUUCUCGAGCCCAGUGACAGACAUGCUGAGGGUUAAUGGUGGUAUGGUUUACAGGUAGGAGAUUUUAUUUCGAGAAGUUCUCCUACCGCUGUGAUUUCCACAUUCAUUCGUUUCAUGGUCUUUUUUUUUUCAACGUAAAGUAAAAAAAAGCAGAACCCGAUGGUCAAAUCUGACGAAUUGGAACGGGUGAAACUUUGAACUGAGGGUGAAGAUAUCCGUUGGCAGUUGUCAAGUGACGUUAAGCACCGAUGCCGUUCAGGAAAAUGUAACAUUGCCCUCUGUGUAGGAGGUGUGGAUGCGUUUUAUUAAAGGAGCCUUGCGAGCGUGGUGUCAAAAGUUUAGCGAGGGGGUCGAUCGACCGCGAAUCCACCAACGCAACGGCCAACAUUUACACCAAAACGCUUUUGAGUUUCAAUGCAGUCGGAAUUUUUUGUUUACUGUUCACUUCAUUUUAGUUAAUACUUUAAUUUUCAACUUAGCAGUGUUACAUGUAGUUGCGUCACUUUCUGUCGUUCUCAAGUUUUGCCUGCACCAAUCGUUUCCCCCGCGCCGCCGUUAUAAUCCAGUUUAGCAGCCGAAAUUUGACAUCAAAUCACACUUUGUUAUGACCAGUUACCUUGUCGUUUGAAAAUUCUUACUCUGAAAGCAAAUUUCCUUUUUAUCCAAAAGCCAACUCCCACUGUCGGAUUUCUCUUCAAGUCUCAAGUUUCAGCCUUAAAAAUAAACAUUUGAAUUUAUAAGGCGCAUUUCAUCUGUAGAUCGCGUAUGGAAAGCAGGAAAUUAAAUGGAACCAGUACAAAUGGCCACUACAAGAGGGUAAAGGCCAAUUUAAAGAGGUGAUUAUCAACACAGAUUUAAAUAGCUAAUGACUUAUUCCCUGAUUACCAAAGGCAAAAACGUUCUGUCGUCUGGGAGGUUCGCUGUCGCCCAUUUUUAUUCAGCGGAGCGAUGGUUAUUCUCUGAACUUGAGCGUUCCGCUUCGGUUGAGCAACACUGGGGGUGGUUUGAGUUGGCACGAUUGAUGGUGUGGUUGUCACGCGGGUGGCGUUAACCACCACGGGCUUAUGCCAAAAAAAGAAGACGGUGUUUGUGGCUGGCAGAUGAUAUGUGAGAGAGUGAGGGGGAGCUGUGGGAGUUGGGAGGGGUUGCGGUAAUAAUCUCCUGGCACCAAUUUGCACAGUCACAACUUUUUUUCCCCAGACGUUCCACCGAAUCGUCUUACGCUACUUCGUUUUGAUUAUAGCGUCGUGUUGGGGUUUUUUUCCCCCCUCUACUCCGUGUAUUAUCUUGCAACUUGAAUGUGUACGAUCGACAAACUCGGAACAACAGCGUUGGAUUAGUGGAAACCUCACGUGGACGGUUUUUAAAAAAACGACGCCCGUUAUUUUAAUAGGCCGUCAACCGGCAGCGUCCGUGCAAUUUGUUGCGUUUGAAUUUAGUUUCCAAUUUCUGUGAGGUUUUUAAACCGUGGUUAAAGCCCGACGCCUGUCACACCGCCUGCAAUUUUGGUGCCCGCUUUAAUCUCGCUGACAAAAUGUAUAAUCGAAAGAUCAUAGGAAAGUUACAUCAUCAACUGUUUUACGGUCACAUCAUUGUGACUGUACCUGUGGAAUCUUAUAACUUUCUGCUGUAAAUCCUCUUGGUAUGCAACUCCCCCCCCACCUCACCCAAACCUCUUUCUCUGAAUAAGGAUAGAUACGUGACAAAGCAACUGUAACUUACUUGAAAAUUAACAUGACCGAUGUGUUAAUUUUGUCACUUUUGUAUUGCAUAGUUUACACCAGCGAUAUCACGGAGGUGAAGUCCAGCGUGAUCCACCGUGCGGUUUUUUUUUUCUUUACAAAGCGUGCAUUUUGGUGGGAAACUAUCUUUGAAUGCCUGACCUGGACUUGCCACAAUACCACUGGUCCACUAAAUGCGUCGUGAAGGACGCUGUGCCCGGGUCUUGCUUUCGUUUUGUUGCUACGUGGAAACGUCUCGUAUGUUUCUUUGCCUUUAAAUUGCACAGCUGUCCACGUGUUUUCUCGCUCUCUUCACGUGACUGAAAAAAGUCGGUGAUUUGCCAAAAGUAGAUUAUUCGCGAACCAUGUAAAACAUUCCACUGUGAAGAUUUUUUUGGUUAUUCAUUAACGUUCAUCUCUUUUUCUAACGGUUUAAUAUUUAACCUUGGCGUUUUGUUGUAUAUAUUUUUUUGGUUCUUCAAUCGUAAAAAAAACUAAUUUGCACCUGAACUUUGAUUCUCAAAGUGCUGUAACGCCAGCUCCAUCCGAAGUGUGCUGUCAUUAUAAGGGAAAUGGGCUGGCGUUACGAAUGUACACGGGCUUGCCUGUUUCUUGGAAAAUUACAAAGCUAAUAACGUGUCAAUCCGAAUCGGAAUCGCAAUCACCGCGUUAUAUAUGUUAACGUCAACAUUGGGCUACGCUGCUGUGCCCACUGCAAUCCUGUUUGCACUGUGUGAUCUUACUGUUAAAGCCCACUUUACUCUCAGGGGAGUUUGCUCAUGGCGUCACCAAUUACCACCUCCCGCGGCUAUGGGGGGGGACCCAGGUCAUGGCGUUGCGUACGUCUCCUGGCCAGCGAUCGCAUCCGGCGAGAGACAAAUCGGCACGUCCACGCUGAUCAAUCGCACACCCCUAAAAUGAUUUCCGGGUGGUGUGCCCGUCGCCCAAGCGUCAGAUUUGGAAAAUAUUUUUUUCCCCCCACGCACGAUCGUCGUUUGGCCAUUUUAGCUUCAAUGUCAAUGUUCGUUUGUGGAGUUUCACCCCUUUGGUCCAUUGGCCGCACGUGCCGAGAUGUACGGCACAAAGCACGGAGUGGUCACGACGCGAGAGAUUGGAUCACACCGCUCUGGGUCGUCUCCAGAGUUCUGAACGCCACAUGCAGUGGGGUGGCUGAGUGGGACAUCACACGCUAGUGUGAUGUGCCCGGGGUUGUGUUGGGAUGAUUUUAAUUGCGAGCAUCUCCAUUUGCCCAAAGAUAAAUGUGUAGUAAUUAAACUGCCGCAAGUUCCCCCUGAGAGUUCCCUAUAACAAGUGUGUGAUGUGUGUUGUAUUUUUGUAUUUUCUAUUAGAAUUAGUAUAAUUGGUUGUCUUUCUGAAUUUUUUUCGAGUAAAAUGUGCAAUGGUUUUAAUAAAGUCAAUUUGUGUUGU